UUUGUACUUUUAUUCCUCCAUCACCUUCUUACCUCUUUACAAAUAUAGUCCUAAAGUCCUCCCUUCUAACUUGCACAAAAAUCCUCACAAUUUCCUUCACAUAUUUCAACUUAGUUUAACAACAAAAACCAAAAUGCUAGGGAAAAGAAUGGUAUCAUUGAAGAAACUGGCCAAGAAGGUGAAGGCUAGUGGUGGAGCUGGAGCUGAGUCAAACACUGAUCCUCCCUACAAUGAAUGUUUGUUGAAGGGAUAUGAAGAAGAAUUCUCCACAAGCACAACUCCAACUGGUUUUUUUGCACUCUAUGUAGGGGAAGAGCACCAGAGACAUGUGGUUCCAACAAGCUAUCUUUCUCACCCUUUAUUCAAGAUGUUGUUGGAGAAGUCAUACAAUGAGUUUGGAUUUGAGCAGAGGAAUGGCUUGGUAGUUCCAUGUAGUGUUUCAACAUUUCAAGAGGUUGUAAAUGCUAUUGAAUGUAACAAUGGCAAGUUUCACUUAGGCAAGAUUUUUCAAGAUUUUGUUUGAAGUGUUGAAAAGUAGAUGUAGUCCUUGUUUCAUUUUUAUUGGUUAAUGUUACAAUGCAUUGGAAGUAUCACCUCUCUUGGUGCAUUUCUGGGUGUGGAAAUGGAGAGAAUCCAAGUCACCAUUUACUCUCAAUCUUCUCUUUCUUUUUGCUAGUUUUUUUGUUGAGACUUGAGACACACACUACAACAAAGAAUCCAAUUGGGCUUAUAGAUGACAUGGAUUUAGAUCAUCAACAUCAAUACAAGUGCAGCGGACUAGGAAACCGUUUAUCUGAAUCCAUAAGUAAUUUAUAUCUAGAUCGAACGACUCUACAACCCACUACAAUGCACAUCAACGGUAGUAGAUCAAAACUCGAAUAUCUUAGUGACAUUUAAUUUCUAUCGAAGCUAUUGCUACAAGCAUUUUGUCAAUUAGAAUUAAUUUGACAUGUAAAUAAUUCAUGGUCAUAGUGAUCUUUUCCAUAUUGGUCAA
This is a messenger RNA of Medicago truncatula (barrel medic), 994 nucleotides long. Its product is annotated as auxin-responsive protein SAUR15. Gene Ontology annotation, biological process: response to auxin. The coding region runs from base 134 to 523 and encodes 129 amino acids. The record is from RefSeq and is a predicted model, not a curated record. The transcript has a single exon. NCBI's taxonomy places the organism in Eukaryota, Viridiplantae, Streptophyta, Magnoliopsida, Fabales, Fabaceae.